Molecule: messenger RNA, 5643 nt
Organism: Aquila chrysaetos chrysaetos
Lineage: Eukaryota; Metazoa; Chordata; Aves; Accipitriformes; Accipitridae
Product: zinc finger and BTB domain-containing protein 24-like
Exons: 37
Coding region: 1-5196 (1731 amino acids)
Biological process (GO): AMP phosphorylation
Cellular component (GO): cytoplasm
Molecular function (GO): ATP hydrolysis activity; protein binding; nucleoside diphosphate kinase activity
Source: RefSeq, a predicted model, not a curated record
AUGGCGGCCGCGCAGGGCUCGGGCCUUGCCCCGGCCCCAAGGCACGGCGGGGGCAGGGGGGGCUGCCCGCCAGCAGCCGAGGGAAAGCAGAGCUCCUGCCGUCUGAGAUCAUAUAUGGCUUCACAAGAGGAAAAGCAAGCUCAGCCCUUUGCAGACAUCUUCGAUGAAGAUGAAGCUGAAAAAUCCUUUCUGUUGUCCAGGCCCACUUGCUUCAUUAUCUUUGGAAAGCCAGGUUCUGGAAAGAAAACAUUAGCUAGAAAACUAGCAGAAAUAUGGAAAUGCAUUUUCAUAGAAGCUUUAGAAGUAAUUCAAAUGAAUAUUCAUGAAGAAACAGAAUAUGGGCUUAAGUGUCAAGAAUUGCUUUUUAAAGGUCAAAGUAUUUCAGAAGAACUGGUUACAGAAAUGAUUUUGAAAAAGAUUGAGUCACCAGAAGUUGCUCAUUUUGGUUAUGUUCUCAGUGGAUUUCCUUCUCUCUCAGAGGAAUACAUGUCUGUUUCACAGCAAAUAGAGAAAAUAAAGAAUCUAAAAUUAAAACCGGAUUUCCUGAUUAACAUUAAGUGUUCAGAUUAUGACUUAUGCCAAAGAAUAUCAGGACAAAAGCAACACCCUGAUUCUGGGCAGGUAUAUCAGAGGAACCAGUGGGAUCCUAACAUUAUUGAAAAGCAUAAGAAAGAGAAAGAUCAGCAUGAAGAAGAGAGUGAAGAAGAAGAUGAAGAGCAGGAAGAAGAGACUGCAGAAGAUCCACUUAGGAUGUCAGAAUUUUUGCAUCAAAUAGUGCAGCGGCCUGAAGACUUUCUUGAAAAUGCAGAAGAAAGAGUUGGAAUGUAUAAGGAUAUAAUGCUUCGUCCUUUAGAAGACUUGAUGGCUGAACAGGAUUGCCAGUAUCUUAUUGAAGUUGAUGGAAAUCAGCAACCAGAUGAUCUCUUUGUAUCAGUAGUAGUUCGACUUCAAUCUCUGGGUGUUCGAAAUGCAGCUCCUAUAACUAGACUUCAAAGUCAGCAAGAAGAAAUACUGGAGGGACUGGAAAAUGAUGAACUUUUCCGGGUUCUGUCAUCUUACAAACUAAUAGCACACAGAUAUCGAUGGCGUAGAAGCAGGUGGGGGCAAGCAUGUCCUGUGGCUCUAAAGGAAGGUGAUAUUGUAAUGGGAAACCCAGACUUGGCUGUCAGUUUUCUAGGAAAAAUGUACGUACUGUCGUCCCCAGAGGCAUUGAAAACAUUUAUGUUGAAUCCACGGCCUUACCUGUUACCACCAAUGCCACUUCCUCCUUGUAAAGUACUAGUAUUUGGUCCUCCAUUCUCUGGAAGAACAACUAUUUGUAACCUAAUUGCACACAAAUAUAAAGGAAAGGUUCUUGAUAUGGCCAAACUAAUUCAACCCCAUAUGGAAGAAUCAAGAGAAGAAAGCAUUGAGCAAGUGCGAAGGGAUACAGUAGAAAAGGCCAUAACAGCAGUGAAAAAUAGGUUGGAAUUAGAAAAACAGUCAAGAGAAUCAGGAAUAUCAGAGAUAACUGCUGACCACCCAGAAGUUCAAGCAAUGGUAGAAGAAGCCAUAAAAAGUGCAUCAGUCUCUGAAGUUACACUGUCACCUGAAAUAUAUGCUGAAGUAUUGGAGAGAGCUAUUGCAGAGCUUAUGAAGAAGAACAAAGACAGGUUUCCUGGUGCUCCAGAAAAAGGAGGAUGGGUAGCGGAUAACUACCCUCUGUCAGUAGAUCACUGGUCAGCUUUGUCAGAAAAAGGACUCCUACCUGACACUGUUGUCUGUCUGAAGGAUACAGAAAAAGAUGGAGCCUGUGUACUACGCAGGACAUACUUAGCAAAUAGGGAUGAAAUUAAUUCUAAGAUUUUGAAAAGACUAACAGAUGAAGCCUUAGAAAAGAAAGAAGAUGAAGAAGCAAGAAAAGAAAUGCAAGAAAUACUGACAUCAGAGGAAGACCAAUCUCUAGAGGCUGCUGAGGAGAAAGGUGAAAAAUUUGAAGACAAUGAUGAGCAGCUCCCACCUGAAACUGAACAAAUGCCCCAGAAACAGUCCACUGACUCUGCAGGUUAUAAGGAAGAAUCUAAACCUACAGAAAUCAUACUACCUGAGUUUGCAGAGGAUGAUUUUCCAGAUAUACCAGAAAUGGAAAUAAUUAAAAGGAAGAUUGACCUUUUCAUGCAUGACUGGCAAACCGUGGAGUCAGAAAUCAAGCAGUCAUCUCUAGUUCAGGUUGUUGUUUUAGAGAUUGCUGAGCAAACUCCAGAAAGUCUGCUUAAUCAGACUGUGCUGGUUAUGGAAAAGCCUUUUAAAUAUCAUGGUUGGGAAUUAUCUGCUGAAGACUUAGAUGAGGAAGCAGAAGAUCUGGCUGCUGAAGGGGAAGAUGAAGAAGUUGAAGAAGAGGAAAAUGAAAAUGAAGAGGAUGAAGAAAAAACUAAGGAAAAUAAAAGGCACAUGGGAGACACAAAACACUUUUGUCCAGUCAGUCUGAAAGAGAACUUUGUCCUUUACCCAGGACGCUAUGAACAUGCAGCUAAAUAUCAAGAAAAGAUGUAUUACUUUUCAACUUCUGAGUACAGAGAUAAAUUUUUGAAGAACCCUGAGGAGUAUGUGGCUCACAAUGAACCAAUACAAGCUCCUCCUUUACGGGUGUGUCUACUUGGGACUCACGGAGCAGGUAAAACUACUUGUGCACGACGGAUAGCAGACAAAUUAGGCAUUUUCCAUAUUCAGUUUGAAGAAUAUCUACAGGAACUGAUCUUACCCAAAACUAAAGAGAAAGUUGGGCCCCAUGUUGAUGAAGAACCUGAAGAAGAUGACAGUAAAAUGCCAAUUCUAUCACAGGAACUGGAAGACUUCUCUCAGACCAUGACUAAAACUGAGACUGAAAAAAGCAAACAGGAAGUGGAGUUAACUGAUGAGGAAGAAGCAAUCAAAGCAAAUCUAAUGGAUAAUGAGGCACUACCUCCAGAAGUCCUUGAUAACAUUGUUCUUGACUGGUGGAGGAAAGAGCCAUUUCGGUCUACAGGAUUUAUACUGGAUGGUUUCCCUCGUACUUUAGAUGAAGCCCAGUAUUUGUCAGAACGAGGACUCUGUCCUGAAGUUGCAGUUUAUAUUCAAGUAGAAGAAAGUGAUGUUCUUGACCGUCUUUUUCCUCCACGUCUGAAAAAAUGGAAAGAAAGACAGAAUAAAAAAAUGGAAAAUAAAAAGAGACUGAAAGACCUGAAAGCAAAAAUAAGGGAUGAGAGGAUUGCUAGAAGAAGAGAAGAACUUUUAGCAGAAAAAAACCAAAAGAAACAGGAGGCUUUAGCAAAUAAGGACCAUUAUGAAGCCACUGAGGAGGAAGAUGAGAAUGAAAAUGAAGAUGUUGAAGCUAUACUUGAAGAAGAGUUUUUAGAAGAAGAAGAAGAAGAGGCUGAAGAAGAACAGGAGAUUGAUGCUGUUGACCGCAUACAAAAUGAAAUUGCAGAAAAAUUUGAUUCAGAACUAGACGGUUUACAAGGUGUACAGGAAGAACUUGAAAAAUUGUUAAUACCACAAAUUGAGAUCAAUGGAGGACGGAAGCCUCACAUCGUAUGCUACCAAAUAUAUAGCAAGCUGAAUUCUCUAAUGGAAAAUCGUGCAAGCAUUUUUGAGAAAUGUUACCCAAUAAGUUUGCCACUUGCACAUAAGAUGCUAGUUUUCUCGUAUAAAUUUCCAAGUUCUUUUGGUCAGUGGGACCCAAUCAAGCUAAGUGAAGGAGAUGUAAUCAAGCCACAACAAAGCCGUGGAAACACAGUCUUUCCUGUAAUCCAUCGACAAUACAUUUAUUUCUUUUCAAGUAAAGAAAAUAAAGAAACAUUUAUGAAAAAUCCCAUCAAAUAUAUUCGUCAGCCAAAACCUAAACCAGCUGUGCCAGUUAAGAUUGCAAUUGUGGGACCUCCAAAAUCUGGAAAGACUACAGUUGCCAAGAAAUUUGCAAGUGUAUAUGGGUUACUGCGCCUGAGCAUAGGAGAUGCCAUACGGCUAGUGUUAAACAAUCAGCCGGAGAGUGAGUUGGCACUUCUGUUAAAGUGGCAUCUUCACAAAGGACUGACCGUACCUGAUGAACUGGCCAUCCAGGCUCUUGAUGUGGCUCUGAUGAAUCACGUGUGUAAUACCACCGGAGUUAUAAUUGAUGGAUAUCCUGUAACAAGAAAACAAGUAAACCUCCUGGAAUCAGCUAGGAUUAUUCCAGUGAAAAUCUUUGAAUUGGAAAUGGAUUCAAAGGAAGUGUUCAGAAGAGCACUGUUGGAUAAGGAAAGCACGAAUAGACCUUUCUACCCUGAACAUGACAGCUCACAGAUUCUAGCUAUUAAAAAUUCCUGCUAUAAACAGCACAUUGAUGCAAUUAGGACUUACUAUAAGAAGGAGCAUCAGAACUGGUGUGUGAUUGAUGCCUUUCAGAGCAAGUGGUGGAUCUGGAACAAAGUACUGCAGGAAGUUCAAGUGGUUGUUAAAGAAAUCCAGAUAUACCUGGAAAGAGUAAAAGAAGGAAAAGCAGCUGGCAUUGCUGAUUUAUGUAUCACUCCUGAAGAGCUGCAGUAUCGGCUGGGGGAGUUUGGACAGUACUGUCCCGUCAGCCUUGCAGAAAAGGGUGAACUGGUUGACUGCUCUGUAAUGUCAUCAUUGCAGUUUGCUGCGGAAUUCCGAGGACACUAUUACAAAAUGGCUUCACAGGAAGAACUGGACAAAUUCUUGAGCAGACCAGAGGUUUAUGUGCCACCGCUGGCACCUCACCCUCUCCCACCCCCAGAUAUGCUACCAGAGAAACUGACAGCGGCAGAAGUGAAGGCCUUAUUCCCUAUAAGUGCUGAAAUGCAGGGAUACUGUCCAGUCACUUACCUAGAUGGAAAACAGAGAUAUGAAGCUUUGGUGCCUGGCAACAUCGAGUACGCAGCAAAAUAUCAAGAUAAGGUAUAUAUUUUUGAAAGUGAAGAAAAACUUCUGAAGUUUAUGAGAUUACCAGAGAAGUACUGGAAUCUGAAGCUUCCACAUAAACUCCCUCCAGUAAAGAAGCCAAUACUCCUCACUGCACUUCCUUUGGCUGGAUACCUUGAACAGGGAGUAGCAACUUCUCUAAUAAAAGCUCUGAAUGAAGUAGGCUGCUUAAAGCCGAAGUUUCCAUUCCUAAGUGUAAAAAAAACUGCUCUGCUGUUUGUCGCCUGCCACUUAAAAGAUAACAUGAAGACAAAUUUCUGAUCAUACACAUCUCCAACAACACAUCAGCUACAUAUGUAAAUGAGAGGUCUGUUUGUAUUUUUGUAUUGAAAAACAGCUUAAGUGCACAUAGAACACCUGUCAUUUUCAAAAAAGCUCUUCUUUAGCAUGGGCUCAGUACUGACACACUAAGUUACACAGGACAGAAGAACAGAUGUCCAUGCAGAUUUAAUUAGAUUUUUAAGUUUUUAGCACAGAGAAAUGAAAUGUUAUUUAUCAGCCUCCUUAUUUGUGAAAUUUUCUGGGAAGAUCUGAAUAUUAAUGUGGUUCAGAGUAUCAGUAUGUUGAUUAUAUUUAACUUCUUUUUUUUAUUUAAUCCACAGUCCAAUUGACCACCUUACUUUUCCGUAACAAAGAUAAACAGUCCAAAAUUAAAAUUAGGUGGUUUGUACUCAGCCCACAAAAUAAUGAUAAAGUAAAACAUCUCAU